Molecule: messenger RNA, 1989 nt
Organism: Spodoptera littoralis (African cotton leafworm)
Lineage: Eukaryota; Metazoa; Arthropoda; Insecta; Lepidoptera; Noctuidae
Source: the annotation of a GenBank genome assembly
AUGAAUGAAAUAAACAUAAAUAUAGAAGGUUACAACGUGAAUGGAAUAUGCGUGGGGUGUUUAAACUAUAAUCGUCGAAUGUUUUACAAUUCAGACAUCAAAGAAUGUUUUCGACUGCUUGGAAAUAUUGAUGUGCCAGACGGUUUAGAAAUCCAGGUGUGCUGGGAAUGCCUGGCGCGUGUCAAGUCUGCCAUCAGAUUCAGGAAGCAGAUACUGCAGUCUUACGACUUCUUGAUCAAAUAUUCUAAAGAGCAUACCUUCUUGGACUCUCCACACGAUUUUGAACCGCACGCGACAAAAUCUUUACUAAAAACAGAGAUUUUUGUUGAACAAGUAAAGGAGGUGAAAGAAGGUGUCGAAGAAGAGAAAGAAGUACUGGUCAAAGAUGAGGAGCACCAACUGGAUUAUACUUUUGACGUGGACAUAAAAGAAGAAACACUAGAAGAGACAUAUUUUGAAGAUAUACCAGGGAAAAAUGAGGUGUCUUCCGAUGAGGAUGUCCAGCUGUCCAAGCUUAAGGAAGAGACAGAACGAGACAAGAAGAGAAAGAAGAGUGAAAAGAAGAAGCAAAAGUUAGCCCCAAAAAAAGAUAGACAGAAGAAAGAGAAAAAUACCGAAAAGAAGAAUAGGAAACUGAAGAAUCUACCGGGAGAUCUGGUAGAACUGUACACAAUGUCGAAUGAUGAGAUGUGGGUGAUACGGUGGGAGGACCUGAACAGCAAAGAGUUCCAAAAACUUAAAUACAGAUGUGAUACUUGCAUCAUAGCAUUUAAUACGGAGAAAUUAAUGCAAGACCAUUUAAAUGGAAAACAUCAGCCGAAAGGUGAGAAUUGCCACCAGUGUCCAAUUUGUGAGGCAUAUUUCCUAACUAAAGAUAAUUUGUCAGCUCAUAAAGCGUUGCACCAGCAAGGGUAUAAGUGCAAGGAGUGUGGGUUCAAUACCGGGUUGAAGAAGCGUAUGAUGAAGCAUGUGGGUGAACAUAAGACUGGAGAUAGCUUUACUUGCAGCUCUUGUGGGUCUAGUUUUAGUACAAAAUCGAAAUUAAUAUACCAUCGCGCUGUGUGUCGUCAAGAGAAGCCGCAAUGUGACUGUUGUGGCAAAGUCUUCGCUAACAAGAUGACUCUCAAGUAUCACUUGAAAAUACUGCCGCGGAAUAAAGAAGAGAAGCCUAAAGAGAAGUUGUUUAUUCCAUGCAAAGGCUGUGAUAAAGUAUUUCAUUCGAAGAAGAGUUAUAGAGCUCACGUAGUAAUCCACAACGGUCUAUCCUACCCUUGUCCAAUAUGCGGCAAACUGUUCCAAUGGAAGCGAAAUCUCUACAGACACACUCGCAACCAUAGAGAGAGGGCAGCCGGCGCUGUACAUGAAUGUAGAGACUGUGGCAAGACAUUCGCUAGUAGAGAUUGCUACAAUAAUCAUAUGCGACUGAGCAAACGACAUGUUGCUGAUGAAGCGCUCCAACACGCUUGCACAUACUGCGAUAAAAAGUUCCCGACGAAAUGGUGUCUUACUGACCACGUGGACUGGGAUCAUCUUAAGCGCAUCAAAUAUCAAUGUAGCUCCUGUUUUAAACCCUUCAAAACUGCUAAAAUAUUGGUCGCUCAUGUGAAGAAUAUUCAUGAAGGCAAGAAGAAAGAAGUCGAGGGUGAACACCUGUGUGAAAUAUGCGGGAAAUCUUACAGGACUGUUAAACGGCUCAAAGGCCACGUGUGGGCGAUGCACACGAAGCGAUCAAACAGCAAGGUAUACAAGUGCAAGCUCUGUCCGGCUACAUUCAUGUGGCAGACCAGUAUAUACAAACACAUGAAGAUGAUGCACGAUAAUAAGAAGGCUAAGACACAACGCACCGCCCCACCAGUGAAAAAGGAAGAGCCUUACCCAGGAAUCGAACUAGCGAACCGAAUGCAAUAUUUCCAACAAAAUCUAUCAGGCAAUCUCAACAUAGUACAUAUACAACCAAUUGAAAUAGGACAGAAUAUAGUUUUUAAAUAA